AUGAAGUAUGUGUUUAUUUCUGGAGGAGUUAUUUCUGGAGUUGGGAAGGGAGCAGUAAGCAGCGGUGUAGGAGUAAUUUUGAGAGCAAGAGGAUAUAAUGUAACGCACAUGAAGAUUGACUUGCAUAUGAACUGCAAUUUAGAUUCGAAGGAGAUAUGUGAGCAUGGGGAAAUACGCAUAUUUGAGGAUGCACACGAGUGUGACAUGGACUUUGGAAUAUUCAUUAGAUUUGGAGCAGUGGGAUUGAAGCGGGAGAGUGGAAUGUGGAGCGAUGGAAUGCCAAAUGAUUUAACAAGUAGAAGAGAUCCACGAAUGGAAAGAAUUCCAUAUCUAGAUCCCAGUGUAAUUAAUGGAGCAGUUAGACGAAUAAUUAAGACUGGGCAAAAAGAGAUGGAUGAUCUAUUGGGAGGAAAGAAGAAUGCUGAGGUUGUGGUAGUUGAACUUGGGGGAUCUAUUGCAGAAAGCGAUUCACAUGUGUAUCUGGAGAUAUUCUCAAAGCUACAGAUGAAUGUUGGAAAGGAAAACUGUAUGAUUGUGGGUGUUGAGCGUAUAAUAGAGUUUGGGAUUGACCAUUAUGAUUUAGAAAAGAUUGCGAUGGGAGCCAUGAGAUUGGAAGAUCAUGGAUUGAAAUAUGAUGUGUUGGUGUGCAGGGGAAGCAAAGAAAUUGAUGGUGACUUUAUAAAGAGGAUUGAGGAGCAUUGUAUGAUUGCGAGUGGAAAUGUAUACAACCUACCUGACAUGGAAAGUGUGUAUCAUUUGCCAGGAUAUUUUGAGAUGAGUGGACUUGGUGAGAAGAUUGCAUGUGUACUUGGGAUUGAGAACAGAGGAGUAAGGGCUGAAAUGAUGAAUGCGAUUGAAAAGAUCGGAAGGGCCAAAGUAAACACGGUUAAAAUUGGAUUAGUUGCAAGAGGGGUGUGUGUUUUUGAUAACUAUGCUUCGGUUGUUCAUGCUCUUCAUUUUUCAGCAGGAUUGCUUGGUGUGAGAGCUGAGGUGGUGUGGAUUGAUGCAGAAGGAAUUGAAAAGGGCAUUGAAUAUGAAGAUAUUAGUGGAUGCGAUGGAAUUGUGAUACCUGGCGGAUUUGGACCAAGAGGUGUGGAAGGAAAGAUCAAAGCGAUUGAGUAUGCACGAAUGAACAAGAUCCCAUUGCUUGGAAUAUGUCUUGGAUAUCAGCUCGCUGUAAUUGAGAUGUGUAGAAACAUCCUUGGGAUUAUGAAUGCAAACUCUGAAGAAUUUGUUGGGAAAGGAGGAGAUUUAGUAAUAAGGCUCAUUGAAGAUGAAAAUGGGAAAAGAGAUGGGAUGCUAAGGAUUGGGGGAUAUGAGAUAGCUAUAAUGGAAGGAAGGAUAAAGCAUUUGUAUCAAAGAAGUAGUGUGAGGGAACGGCACAGACACCGAUAUGAAGUUUGCAAAGAGGCAGCAGGAAGACUUGAGAGGGAAGGAAUUAGGUUUGUUGGCAAGAGCUUGAAUGGCAUGAACAUGAAGGCUUUUGAAAUGGAGGAUCAUCCGUUUUUUAUAGGUGUGCAAUACCAUCCGGAGUUGAAUGCAAGACCCGAUGCACCUCAUCCAUUGUUUACGGAACUUAUUUCUACAUGUUAUGAGAUGCAGAAAGGUAGAUGA
Ordospora colligata OC4 is the source of this 1614-nucleotide messenger RNA. Its product is annotated as GATase1 CTP synthase. The coding region runs from base 1 to 1614 and encodes 537 amino acids. The transcript has a single exon. Gene Ontology annotation, molecular function: CTP synthase activity; identical protein binding. NCBI's taxonomy places the organism in Eukaryota, Fungi, Microsporidia, Ordosporidae. The record is from RefSeq and is a predicted model, not a curated record. Gene Ontology annotation, biological process: pyrimidine nucleobase biosynthetic process; CTP biosynthetic process.